CCCCUGCCCUGAAAGUUGUGUCAACCUCUUUCUAAGUUUUGUUUUACCUGGUAUUUUCUCUUUUCUUCAAUUACAAAUAGGACCUACUCAGCGCGUAUUGUCACAGAUGAGAUUAUUUUGCCACACCUCGGAGCGAGACUGUCUCUCCAGUACACACGUUCUUAGUUUCUCCUGCAUGCACUGAGUCUGCUGCCACAGUUGUUGACAGCGUCACGAGGACAAGCAAUGGCUCUACGAAGUCUUUUCGCGGUGCGAAAUGCCUGCAGCAGCCUGCGAAGGAACUGUCAGCAAACGGCCUGCUAUGGCACGCUGAAAGGCAGAACAGUUCGGAUUGGUUGCGCCUCUGGUUUCUGGGGAGAUACGCCUCAAGCAGCUCCGCAGCUAGUUCGCCAAGGCAAGAUUGAUUAUCUUGUGCUGGACUAUCUCUCAGAAAUCACUAUGUCUCUCAUGGCAAUGGCAAAGAAGAAGAAACCCGAGUUUGGGUAUGCACCAGACUUUCUUGCGGCCGUCAUCAAGCCAUUGCAACAUACGAUAAAGGAGAAAGGUAUUCGCGUUGUUGCCAAUGCUGGCGGGGUCAAUCCAGCAGCUUGUGUGUCAGCCAUACAGGCUGUGCUCAAGGAGUCAAAUGUAGACCUGCGUGUUGGUGCCGUUUCCGGCGACGAUCUAAUGGACCAACAAGAGUAUCUACGGGGCCAGGACAUCAAGGAUCUGUACAAUGGGGAGCCUUUACCCGAGUCCUUACAGAGCAUGAACGCAUACCUGGGAGCCCAUGGUAUAGCCACUGUGCUGGGCCAGGGAGCUGACAUCGUUGUAACCGGACGCUGUGUGGACAGUGCACUUGCCCUGGGUCCACUCAUGCAUGAGUUUGGCUGGCAACGCAACGACUACAAUCGACUUGCAGCGGGAAGCCUGGCUGGUCAUCUAAUCGAGUGUGGUGCUCAGUCAACUGGUGGCAUUAUGACAGACUGGAAACAGACGGUGGAUGGCUGGUCCAAUAUGGGAUUUCCUGUUGUGGAAUGUGCAGAGGACGGUCUCUUUGUGCUGACCAAACCAGACGAUACAGGUGGUGUCGUGUCGCGCAACUCUGUCGGCGAACAGCUGGUGUACGAAAUCGGUGAUCCACGUAACUACUAUUUGCCAGAUGUGACGUGCGACUUCUCCAAUGUGCAGCUUACGGAGCUGGCAGAGCCCAACUCGGUCUUGGUGGAAGGCGCACAGGGAAAAGCACCGACGGAUUCACUCAAAGUAAGUGCAACAUACAUGGAUGGGUAUCGAGCAACGGUUGUAAGCCCUGUGAUAGGGCCACGCGCCGCCGAGAAAGUCCAUAUGAUCUCUACACAUCAACUUGAACGGGCACGGAAAGUCUUCAAGAAGCUGAAAAUGGACGACUUCAGCCACGUUCACGUUCAGGCACUUGGUGAACAUGAGUCGUACGGGCCCCAUGCUAAAAGUAAGAGCCGUGAGGUCGUGCAAUGGCUGGCCGUACGUCAUAAGCAGAAGGAGGCCAUCGACAUAUUGGGCAGGGAGCUAGCAGCAGCCGGAACUGGAAUGGCCCCUGGGUGCACAGCACUUGUCGGUGGAAGGCCCAAAGCGACUCCAGUCUUCCGCUUGUUCUCCUUUCUCUAUCCCAAGUCACGCAUUGAAGUAUCAUGUACUGUGCUGGACAAGGAUAGCCAGACAUUCCAAGGCACGACCACCGAGUCGGUCCCAUCAACAGCGCAGGUCGCUGAACAGGAGCCAGCAGCAGCGACUGCCACUCCUGUGCAGCAGUACAGUGCUCCACGCUGCUCUCUGCUGUCAGUGACUGAAAUGAGCGAGACGCGACUGGAGCAGAUUGCGUGCAUGCGCAGCGGUGACAAGGCAGACUCUUCUAACAUUGGUGUGCUAGCGCGAUGUGACCGCUGCGUGGACAUCAUUAGGGAGCAGGUGACCGCUGAGAAAGUGCAGCACUACUUUGACCAUCUUCUCGAGCCAGGCUCCAAAGUGGAGAGGUAUGAGCUGCCAGGCAUUGGUGCUUUCAACUUUGUCUUGCCCCAUUCCCUCGGUGGUGGUGGCAUCACGUCUCUACGGCCAGAUCCACAGGGCAAGGGCUAUGGGCAGAUGCUGGCGGAUUUCCGUGUGACGUGCUCAUCAUCACCAUGCUGCCAUUGUAAGGUCACCGUGUAGUCUUGUGCUGCCAGUCAACCAGUCUAGUACUACCAUACCGUCUCAGUGUCCUGGCGAUGCCGGCGAUCCUCCCACGUCAUCACCUUCACAGUGCUGUGUUGUUGUUGUUGUGCCGAGGCCGUCUUGACAUCGUACUCUGACUAGUACCCUUAGUUGUGCCAUGCUAGUCCGCCAUCUUACUCCCAUACGCAGUGUGUGGUGACCGUACUUCAAUUUGUGGUGUUGGCUACUUGAUGGCGUGCACAUGUGCAUGUACCGUUCGUUGUCCGUCGGCCUGUGCCGAUUUUAUCCUGCAGUGUGGUCAGUGCCAGUGGCACUACCACGCUCCUUUCUCACGUGAUCCUGGCAUAGACUGAACUCCAACCAGGUCGAAAACCUUGGUGUAGCAUUGAGCAGAUUCUGGAGCGCGUAGAGAUGUGCCCAAGUAUGUCCUGCAUUUUAUGACUGUCCCGUCCCAGUUGCCAACCCUGUUCGUGCGAUACGGUAAGCUGUUUCAUCCUGUACUCAAUACGUCCCUUAAUGCACACUGUGCCAGAGUCACAUGUUGCAUUCGGACAAUCUCAGUUCCUGUGCAGCAGUUCUAGCAUUGUGCAAGGAAGACUGUACGGGGUGGUGCGUGUGUGUGCCAGGCACACUGCUGUGUCCAUUCCCUGCUAGUAUGCCGCUAGCUGGCGUAUUCUGUUUUGCUCAGUUUCGCAUGCAAUCAGAUGGUGAAGACGACCCUUUACUUCUAGCUGCUGGUUUUCCUGUGUCUUCCAUUUCUCAGGUUUUUGGUCCAGAGUGGGCUGCUUUUACAUAAAUAUUCUGCAGUCCGCAGAUUGAGUAAAUAUUCUGUAGUACAUCUUUUUUUCAUAGCUUUCCUUAAAUUUGUAAAGUACAGACAUCAGGCCUGUCCUACUCAAUGUAGACUUUCUCAAAUAUUCUCAUUUUUUUAUCUAGCUUCCUUACACCUUUCGGUAAGGCUUCACAUCUGUAAUUAUCAGGACCCAAUCCAGCGGAAGUUCAAGAUAAUUUGUACUGCCCGCAUUCUCUUGUAUUCCUCCUAUCCGCAACUACAUCUGCAACUACAUAGCUUCAUGUCAACAUGUUA
Messenger RNA from Sycon ciliatum, 3256 nucleotides. RefSeq lists its product as uncharacterized. The record is from RefSeq and is a predicted model, not a curated record. The transcript is spliced from 21 exons. Lineage: Eukaryota; Metazoa; Porifera; Calcarea; Leucosolenida; Sycettidae. Bases 226 to 2166 code for a protein of 646 amino acids.